Talaromyces stipitatus ATCC 10500 is the source of this 1086-nucleotide messenger RNA. RefSeq lists its product as uncharacterized. The record is from RefSeq and is a predicted model, not a curated record. The transcript is spliced from 2 exons. Gene Ontology annotation, molecular function: nucleic acid binding. Lineage: Eukaryota; Fungi; Ascomycota; Eurotiomycetes; Eurotiales; Trichocomaceae. Bases 1 to 1086 code for a protein of 361 amino acids.
AUGACUCAUAGCACUAAUUUACGUGUAUCGGUAAUUACCUAUGCCGUAUUCCACGUGGUUACUUAUAAGCCUUUAGUGGCAUUGAUUGCUACCAAGAUGGCCCCAAAUUUGCCACCCUCAACGCGAGAAUUCAUUCAUGGUAUGCUGAUGAGUAAUGAGCUCACCACAUCCGAGAUUGCGGAUGCUGCUAAAUGCGAUCCGAGCACAGUAAGCAGGCACAGGACCAACUUGCACUUAUUUGGUACCACGACGGCUCCUCCAAACAAAAAGGGACGCCCACGAAGUCUUCCACCAGUGAUGAUUAAAGCUCUUUGCGAUCAUCUCCUUGAAAAGCCUCAAUUAUACCUUGAUGAGAUGAUCGUAUUCAUUUGGGACGAGUUCGGUAAAAGGGUGAAUGAAUGGAGCAUAAGUCGUGCUCUGAAACGUGAAGGUUGGUCUAAGAAGACUUCGAAACGAAAAGCAAGGCAGCGGAAUCCCGAGCUACGCGAUGGCUAUCUACAUUUAAUAUCCGACUUUCAGUCAUAUCACCUAGUAUAUGUAGACGAGUCAGGAUGUGAUAAGAGGGCAGGUUUCAGAAGGACAGGCUGGUCUCCUCUUGGUACAUCACCAUCCCAAGUGGCUCAGUUCAAUCGUGAUCAGCGGUAUCAGAUCCUUCCAGCCUAUGCUCAAGAUGGAAUCAUCAUGUGUCGCAUAUUCAAAGGCUCAACUGAUGCCUCGUUCUUUGAGGAUUUUAUUGAGGAACUACUUCAUCACUGUGGAAAAUGGCCAGAGCCAAAGUCAGUUAUUAUUAUGGAUAACGCCUCCUUCCAUCAUUCCGACAAGCUAGAAGAUAUGUGCUCAAGAGCUGGUGUCAAAUUGGUAUACUUACCCCCAUAUUCUCCUGAUCUCAAUCCGAUUGAGGAGUUCUUUGCUGAGUUGAAGGCCUUUAUCCGGCGUCAUUGGCAAUAUUAUGAGGAUAACCCGGAUCAAGGGUUUGAUAGCUUCCUCGAUUGGUGUGUUGAGAAAGUAGGUGAAAGGGCCGGAAGUGCAAAAGGGCACUUUCGAAAUGCAGGCCUAACAAUUGAAGAGGCGCCUAGCUGUAAGUAG